GCUCACUCCAACAAGAAGCAGCAGCUGCCCAGACUUGAGCCCAGCACCGCGAUGUCUGAAACCACAAAGCCCACUGCUCCCGGCCAGGCUGCGGAGGAGAAGGAGAAGGCGGCCCCAGCGCCAACUCCAUCCCUCGACCCUGCUCCCGUUGCAAACAGCAAGGGCGAGGAGCCCUCCACAGAAGCCUUCAGGAUCAUCGUCUUCGAUCAGGAGAACUUCCAGGGCAGGCAGAUGGAGUUCACAACCGAGUGCCUGAACCUGGGGGACCGCGGCUUUGACCGGGUGCGCAGCGUCAUCGUCACCUCUGGACCCUGGGUGGCCUAUGAGCAGGCCAACAUGCGCGGGGAGAUGUUCAUCCUGGAGAAGGGCGAGUACCCUCGCUGGGACACCUGGUCUAGCAGCUAUCGGAGCGACUGCUUCAUGUCCAUGCGUCCCAUCAAAAUGGAGGCCGAGGACCACAAAAUCUCCCUGUACGAGUCUGCUGACUUCAAGGGCAACAAGAUGGAAAUCCAGGAGGACGAUGUGCCUAGCCUCUGGGCUUAUGGCUUCUGUGACCGCGUGGGCAGUGUGCAGGUGCCCAGUGGAACCUGGGUCGGGUACCAGUACCCUGGAUACAGAGGCUACCAGUACCUCUUCGAGACCGGAGACUUCCGACACUGGAACGAGUGGUCUGCCUUCCAACCCCAGAUUCAGUCCAUCCGCCGCAUCCGGGACAUGCAGUGGGACCAGAAGGGCACCUUUGUCACCCCCGACGC
This is a messenger RNA of Fulmarus glacialis (Northern fulmar), 755 nucleotides long. RefSeq names its product beta-crystallin B1. Gene Ontology annotation, biological process: visual perception; lens development in camera-type eye. The transcript has 6 exons. Gene Ontology annotation, molecular function: structural constituent of eye lens. NCBI's taxonomy places the organism in Eukaryota, Metazoa, Chordata, Aves, Procellariiformes, Procellariidae. The record is from RefSeq and is a predicted model, not a curated record. The annotation marks the transcript as partial.